CAACCAACCACCCCCUCAUUCCCCCCCUCACACAACAAAGCAUGGCAACACUUCAUUUCACUACAUCUCCUUCCUUCUCCCUCACUAAACCCAAAGCCCCCUCCAACAACCUUCUCCCCGCACUGCAACUAAGCCACACCCGAUCCCGGUUCGGCUUUUCCCGCCGUUAUUCAUCCCUGACCAUCGCGCACUCGUACAAGGUGGUGAUUGAGCACGAGGGCCGAGCCACCGAGCUCGACGUCGACCCCGACGAGACCAUCCUCUCCAAGGCACUGGACAGCGGGCUGUCCGUGCCGCACGACUGCAAGCUGGGCGUGUGCAUGACGUGCCCGGCGAGGCUUGUGAGCGGCACGGUGGAUCAGAGCGAAGGCAUGCUCAGCGACGACGUGGUGGAGAGCGGGUACGCGUUGCUGUGCGCGUCGUACCCGCGCUCCGAUUGUCACAUUAGGACCAUCCCUGAGGAUGAGCUGCUGUCAAUGCAGCUAGCAACUGCUAAUGACUAGAUCAUUGGUUUUUAAGUCUGUGCCAUUGGUGUACCUUUUUUCGGAUUAUUAAUUCAUGCUUUUAAAGAGAA
Cornus florida is the source of this 574-nucleotide messenger RNA. RefSeq names its product ferredoxin C 1, chloroplastic. Gene Ontology annotation, molecular function: 2 iron, 2 sulfur cluster binding; electron transfer activity. The coding region runs from base 42 to 503 and encodes 153 amino acids. Lineage: Eukaryota; Viridiplantae; Streptophyta; Magnoliopsida; Cornales; Cornaceae. Gene Ontology annotation, biological process: electron transport chain. The transcript has a single exon. The record is from RefSeq and is a predicted model, not a curated record.